UCAAACAUCAGAAUAAUGUCGAGAAGGCCAAAUCUCCGCUCAACAAAGUUAGCACUCAACCAGAAGGUCUCUAUUAUCCCAACAGAUGCGGUCAAGGCAGAGCCGCCAAGCUCCAAGCUUACGUAUAGUUCCCUCCGUCGACCGACCAGAUCGAGUGCUACAGUGGAAGAAUUGGCAUCGCCCGUCAAGAAGAACAAAUUAAACAUCGCCAAGUACGAAUACAAGGGCUCGAUACCUUCCCCUAGGAAGCGUCCGAGGAUAGAUGAUGUUGUCAAGGAGGAAGAAAUUGAAACAAAGGCAAGCCCAAUAAAGUCUCCGGCAAAAAAACCAUUGCCACAGGUAGCGCUUGCAAAACCUCAUGCGGCCCCUGCAAAAUGGGAAGAACAGUACCGAUUGAUUGAAAAGAUGAGACGGGGUAUUGUCGCUCCUGUUGAUGAUAUGGGCUGCGAACGGCCGAGAACCAAUACCGAAGGAGAUCCAAAGACUUUUCGUUUCCACAUCCUCAUAUCUCUCAUGCUCUCCUCUCAAACAAAAGAUGCUGUGACCUCAGCAGCCGUCACCUCUCUUCACACCUCUCUGCCAGGUGGUCUUUCUGCCGCCUCUCUGGCCGCUGCACCCUUGGAAACCAUCCAGGAAUGUAUCAACAAGGUUGGAUUCUGGCGACGAAAGGCAGAAUACAUCCAAGAGGCUGCAAAGACACUUUUGGAACAAGAAGGAGAUGAGAAAGGAGACGUGCCAAAGACGGUCGAAGGUUUGUGCAAGUUGAAGGGCGUAGGGCCUAAAAUGGCUUUCUUGGCCCUGCAAUGCGCUUGGGAUAUUAAUGCUGGAAUCGGAGUUGACGUCCACGUUCAUCGCAUCACAAAUCGCCUCAAAUGGCACCGUCCACCUACAUCCACCCCAGAACAAACCCGACUCAACCUUCAAUCAUGGCUUCCCCCCCAUUUACAUAAACCUAUCAACCCCUUGAUGGUCGGUUUUGGUCAAGUGAUCUGCCUCCCAGUUGGGCCUAGGUGCGAUAUCUGUCUGUUAGGCCAAAAGGAGAUAUGCCCAAGUCGAGUAAAAGGGGCGAAUGCCAAGGGCAGAAAAGAGGUGACGUAUAGCUUCAAGGAAGAGGAGGAUGAACUUGCUAUCGGGCAGUGGCGGUGGGGUCAAGCGAAGGGAGUUAAGAGUGAGGCCAAGGUUGAGAUUGGAUAUGAGGGAGGAUUAGAGAAAAUCAAAGAUGAGGAACCAGAGAAUUCGGUCGAGGUGGAGCAGAUGAUCAAGGAACCAGGGAUGAGACGACCUGAUGAAGUGUUAGAGGUCUUGGAUCAGGUAGAUGGCCCCACGGAUAUCGGGGCAGAGCCUGUCAUAAAGACCGAAAAUGUCGAUUGGUAAUCAUUGGGUAUCAUAAUCAGUCUUUGCAUCAUUCGUCGGUUGUAAAUUAUUCUUGUAUGUAUACGAAAACAAGAUCGUCCAUAUCUAUCUUUGAGUCCGUGUCAUCCCU
This is a messenger RNA of Cryptococcus deneoformans JEC21, 1483 nucleotides long. RefSeq names its product DNA-(apurinic or apyrimidinic site) lyase, putative. The transcript has 4 exons. Gene Ontology annotation, cellular component: nucleus. Gene Ontology annotation, biological process: base-excision repair, AP site formation; base-excision repair; nucleotide-excision repair. Lineage: Eukaryota; Fungi; Basidiomycota; Tremellomycetes; Tremellales; Cryptococcaceae. The record is from RefSeq and is a predicted model, not a curated record. Gene Ontology annotation, molecular function: DNA binding; oxidized pyrimidine nucleobase lesion DNA N-glycosylase activity; DNA-(apurinic or apyrimidinic site) endonuclease activity. Bases 16 to 1374 code for a protein of 452 amino acids.